This is a messenger RNA of Actinia tenebrosa (Australian red waratah sea anemone), 818 nucleotides long. RefSeq names its product diphosphoinositol polyphosphate phosphohydrolase 1. The record is from RefSeq and is a predicted model, not a curated record. Gene Ontology annotation, biological process: diadenosine hexaphosphate catabolic process; diphosphoinositol polyphosphate metabolic process; adenosine 5'-(hexahydrogen pentaphosphate) catabolic process. NCBI's taxonomy places the organism in Eukaryota, Metazoa, Cnidaria, Anthozoa, Actiniaria, Actiniidae. Gene Ontology annotation, cellular component: cytoplasm; nucleus. Gene Ontology annotation, molecular function: bis(5'-adenosyl)-pentaphosphatase activity; endopolyphosphatase activity; bis(5'-adenosyl)-hexaphosphatase activity.
GUUUUUUACCUGUCAUGGCGACUAACGUGUGCUAUUUAGCUGCAGCAAUAGCUGUUGUUUAGAAAGAAUGUGCUCUUAAUUUCUCAUUUAACAGUCUUUAAAUUAACUGGAUAUGAUCAAAAAUAGAUCCAACAGUGUGAGGACGUAUGAUGAAGAGGGUUAUGUCCAAAGAGCUGGCUGCCUUUGCUUCAAAACCGAAGAAGAACAAGAGGUCCUCCUGGUAUCAAGCUCCAGACACCCAGAUAGAUGGGUCGUUCCUGCUGGAGGAAUAGAACCGGGAGAGGACUCAAGAGAAACGGCAAUCCGUGAAGUUCAAGAAGAAGCUGGAGUUAAGGGAAAUCUUGGAAGGUUUCUAGGAGUAUUCCAAAAUGACCUUAGUCGAACAAGAACUUGGGUAUUCGUGCUUAUUGUCACAGAACAGCUUGAAACCUGGGAAGAAUCAAGAAACGGUCGUAAGAGAUCUUGGUUCCCAGUUGACAAAGCAAAUGAAAUGCUUUCUGCGAAGCCUGUCCAGCAAAGAUACCUUGUAAAAGCCAAAAGUACCCGGUGACAAAAGUGUGUCUCUCCAGCUGUGGUGCCCGGAGAUGGAUUAAAUAUUGUAAAUAUAUGAAAAUAGUAAUUAGAAUUUAUUGUUUAUGUUCCUCAAGACAUUAUAGAGUGCAAACAAUUAAUCCGUGAAACAAUAAUUACUAAAUGGUACAAAAUAGUGGUAAUUAAAUAAUAGAAAACAAUGGAAUUUACAUGAAAUUGUGUUAUUUAGUAUUACUAAAGUUCACGGAUUUACUGGUCACUCUAUUAUGCAAUUUGAUUUAUUUUUU